Messenger RNA from Knipowitschia caucasica, 438 nucleotides. NCBI's taxonomy places the organism in Eukaryota, Metazoa, Chordata, Actinopteri, Gobiiformes, Gobiidae. The record is from the annotation of a GenBank genome assembly.
AUGGUCACUCUGGACUUUAAAGCGUGCACAUUACCUGUGGGUAUAGUGCGGGUGCUCGAAGUAAUCCUCACCUGCAUCACUUUCAGCCUGGUGGCCUCAGGUUACCACAACCCAGAUGCCUUCUGGAUAUGGUGCAUGUUCACCUGGUGUUUUUGCUUCUGUCUCUCGGUCCUCAUUCUCUUUUUGGAAUUCAGCUCUCUUAACUCCAAGCUGCCCAUCUCCUGGGAGGACUUCACCUGUGCGUUUGCUAUGCUUGCUACUCUCAUGCUCCUGGCCGCUUCCAUUAUCUACCCCGUAAACUUCACCAAGGCCAACAGCCCCACACAGAUCGGUGCCAGCGUGUGCUCCUGCUUGGCCUUCCUCUUGUAUGCCAUCGAGGUGGGGCUGACUCGGGCUCGCCCUGGGGAAUCGAACAUAGAAAGAAAGGAUGAUGACUAA